GCUUGCCAGCAGUGCAUAUGCAUCAGAAGUCAUUUUUUAAAGAACUGGCUUUUCUGAGUUUCUGUAACUAUUUGACAUUUAACUUUAUGUCGGCACGUGCCAAAAAUACUAUAUGCGUGCAGUUUAGAGACUGCCCGUACUGUAUCAGGUAUGGUUAAUGUUAACUGUCGUCAGUUGGAUUUGGUUUUGUUUGUAUUGAAUUCGUUGUUUCUGUUUGUAUACAAUGUGUCAAAAUAUUUUCUUUAUAUUCAGGUGCCUCAGAGUACACUAUAUGGAUAGCUAUCGGUAUCUUGUUUUCAAAAUGGAGCUUUAACUUCAGCAACGUUAACUUAUUUGAAAUGAAGCCAAGAAGUGCUACAAGGUCUUCAAGGUCUAAGUCGCAAGAUUCUAAGCACGAUAACAAUGGUCAAAAAAAGACACAAGAAAAACGGCAGACAACGUCUUGUACCAAACCUCUAACUGGAAAGGUGUUCUACUUGGAUUUACCGUCUAACAAACGAAGCGAAACACUCGAAAAUGACAUCCAAACGCUUGGAGGAACUGUUGAGAAGUUCUUCAGCAAAGACAUCAGGUAUCUGGUCAGCAGCAAGCCCGAGGCCCGUUAUGUGCAACGGCUGGUGCGGGAGUCUCCGGUCCCCAGCCCAGAGGCGACUCUCAGCUCCCCACACCCCAGCAGCAGCAAGGAGGGGCAGAGGAGCAGCUCCCUGGGGCCCACAGUUGCAGUGCGGGUCAGCCGAGGGAAGUCCUUGGUGGAGAAAGUGGUGAAGGAGCAGGGGCGCAUUAAGAUGAACAAGAUGUUGUCCAAUGCUCUGGAUUGGGGAGUGAAAAUCCUUCACCUUGAAGACAUGAGGGCAUAUAUUGAGAAGAAGAAACCUGUCAUUUCUGCACAGCAGAAGACAAACCCUCCUGCAAGCAAAAAAAAUGUUAAACCAACAUGUUACGGAAGGACCUCUCUUCAGAAACACAAAGCUAGCAGGAUCAGUAAACCUUUUGUGAAGGUGGAGGACUCAAGUAGGCGUUUCAGACCCCACUACCUCCACAUGGCCCAGAUGCCGGAGUGUAACUUAACUUCAACCCCGCCUGCCAGCCCUUUCCAAAUACAAAAGAGAGACUCCACACCUGGGCCAGAGAAGCAUGCCGGUAAAGGCAAACCCAGAGGGCGAGAGGCUAAAGAGAAGAGAAAGGGAGGAUACUGUGAGUGCUGUGGAGUCAAAUACGACAAACUCACAGCGCAUCUGAAAGGAGAACAGCACCGGGCGUUCGUUGCUGGCAAUCAGUACCAGAAGCUGGAUGCCCUCAUAGCACAGUUACCUUGGGUGUUUGCACAGGAGCCACCAACACAGAGGGUGAAGUGCAGUGUUGCCACCUCGCCCAUCCGUGUACCAGUCGUGAGAGACAGAACAGAGGAAGGCGGAGAAAGCAAAAAAGAAGCACACGCAAGACGAGAGCAACGGGGGCCGAGCUUGGGCGCAUCACGCUUGUCCCUGCGAAAGCGAGGCCGGGAGCCCCUCUCUGGAACGAACAGAGACGCGUCAGGGGAGGUCUGUGGUCUUCCGGAAUCUUCCAGGGUCAAACGGGGCACCUUCGAGUGGGAGUCCUGCCCCACGUUGUGGAGGGCUCUGGACGACGACUCCACUUUAAAUUCGGACAAAGUUACUGACACUGCUGCCGUGGAAAUGACCUCUGGGCCACAGCCGGUUGAGGGCAGGAAGCUGAGACACACCUAUCAGAGGAGAAGACUUACUCUGCGUAGUUGUCUUAUGAAUGACCAAAAACACACAGACACACUUGGCUCUGUGCCUAGUGAGGAAACAGUGACUUUAAGUGGACCAGGUGAGUCAAAACAGGACAGAGCUGGACAACAGGACUCAAUACAAGGCAAAUGUGUAGACACCACACAGCAGGAGUCAAAACAGGUCAAACCUGUAGAAAGCUCACAGCAGGACCCAAUACAGGAGAAACUUGUAGAAGUCAUGGAGCAUCAGCCAUUUAGAACUCUCAGGCCUGUAGUCUCAAGACGGCAGCGACAGCAGCUAGCUCAAACAAAACAGAGGCUUGUGGACCACGAGUCUGUACAGGCUCAAAAUGCCACAGACACCCCGAAUCCCACGCCAAACGCACUUGAGGAUGCAGCAGCGGACUUCAGAACAGCGGAAGCCUUCAGCCCCCUGCGGAGGCGAGUCAGGGCUGAACGGAGCUGGAGGAGAGGCUGGUCCCUCCUCCGGCCUCCAUCCCCUGGGUCAGUCACCGUGGAGGAGGAGGCUGGGGGCUCGGCCCAGCAAGUGCAGGACUUGUGGCAUCUCUUCCAGGAGAGCGAUGACCUGCAGGAGGACUUCCUAGGUUUUGCUGAUUAAAUGAGAAAGAUGGUUUGAAAUGGGGGGGGGGAUCUGAAUUAGUUUGAGGACCGUGCAGCAGGUAACAGGGAUUGAAGUGGUCUGUAGAAGACUUCAAACGUAUUCAAUGCUUCAGCAACUGGAAGAGCCUUCAAUGAAAGGGAUACACCGACCCCUGUAGGUUCAACCACAGGCAAUUACACCGGCCUUAACCAAAUGUGUUUAAUUGUCUUUGGACAUAUUUGAAUAUGUAUUCCUACAUGAAGUCCACAUUAAAUGAUAGGGAAUUCUUAAAGCCUUGUGGUCUGUUGAGAAUAUCCAAAAGUAAUGUGUGUAUUGUAACUGGUUUUCCAAUCACCUCUGUCAUAAGGUCUAUUAUGAUUUGCAAAAGGGUGUUAAGAUUUGCGAUGUAGGGACCAAGGGGAUGUUUAUUCAGAGGUGAGGAGAUAGUUUGAUUAACACAACAUAUUGUGGUUUAUACAACAGUACUGUAAACACAGAUUGACAGAUUUUAUCAUCAGUGAUUAAUUUGAAAGGGCAUUGAUCUGACUUGGUUGGUUUGGGUAUGCAGUGUUACUAUAUGUACAAUACUAGAUGUUUUGCUAAUCUUAUUAUUGUAUGCCCAGGAAAUGUUUCAGCGUUCAACACACCACAACUUCUGCUUAAUGUUGGCAGAAUCAGUUUCAAUCAAACAAAAAUAGCACCCAAAAAGUAACUGUAUAUAUACCCUACAUGAACAGCCUCACAGGGCUUCUUGGAGAUGAGGCAAUUCACUGGCAAGGCAUAAAGUCCCCCCCCCCCUAAUUCUGACCGGUUUAACUUGGGUGACAAAAAUGAGCAGGCUUAGAUAGACCCUGUAACAAUGUGUUUUGGUAUAACACAUUAUACCACACUAAAAAAUGUGAAACUGCUGGGAUCACAGACAAGAAUUCUCAGUAUUGGCGUUGACAUAAUCAUUGAUGGCAGAAAGCAUGGGAACACAAUUUCCUGCUUCCAUAUUCAUACCCCAUUAAAUGAAGACAUUCUACAGUGGUAUAAUCUAGGCCGUCUGGCAUGCUGUCGCACGACACUUAUGAAUGCCUUAAGAUGGCUGUUUUACUCUUCGUUUGAUCGGCGUUGCUGUGAUGUUUAUUUCUUUAGUUUGUUUUUUUCUUUGGGGAGGAAAGACCGCUUUAUUUCUUGGAGAUUUGCGGUUCUCGUUUGCUUCUUCAAAGACGUAAACUGGUAGAAAUGCUACUGGAAGUGUUUAAUUAAACCCACUGCAAAAUC
Messenger RNA from Clupea harengus (Atlantic herring), 3602 nucleotides. RefSeq names its product DBF4 zinc finger (gene dbf4). Lineage: Eukaryota; Metazoa; Chordata; Actinopteri; Clupeiformes; Clupeidae. The record is from RefSeq and is a predicted model, not a curated record. Gene Ontology annotation, molecular function: protein serine/threonine kinase activator activity; zinc ion binding; nucleic acid binding. The coding region runs from base 339 to 2354 and encodes 671 amino acids. Gene Ontology annotation, cellular component: Dbf4-dependent protein kinase complex. The transcript is spliced from 12 exons. Gene Ontology annotation, biological process: regulation of cell cycle phase transition; positive regulation of nuclear cell cycle DNA replication.